Molecule: messenger RNA, 1635 nt
Organism: Cheilinus undulatus (humphead wrasse)
Lineage: Eukaryota; Metazoa; Chordata; Actinopteri; Labriformes; Labridae
Product: B-cell receptor CD22-like
Exons: 6
Coding region: 73-1635 (520 amino acids)
Source: RefSeq, a predicted model, not a curated record
UGUUCUUACACACAUCCAUCCAGAGGGAAUGAGCAUGACACCGUAGUUUGGAGAUCUUUCUGGUUUGUGAAAAUGAAUGGAAACGACCCUUUGGAUCUGAGAAACCACCCAGAUUACAGAGGUCGUGUGGAGUAUCACUGUUAUGAUAACAGCUGCACCCUGAGGAUCACCAACGUCAGACAGAGCGACUCAGCUGAGUACAGAUUCAUGUUGAUGACAAACCAACCAGAGGGAGGAGUUACUGGCUCACCUGGAGUCACUCUGUCAGUCACAGCUCUACAGGUGCAGGUGAGCGGAGGAAAAUGGGUCGGGUCUGAUUACUCUGCAGUGCUGAUGUGCCAUGGCAGCUGCAGACCCACUGCUCCUCUUUCAUACAUCUGGUACAAAAACGGAGAGAAAAUGAAGGAGGAAGCAUCUUCUUUCUCAGGAACCUUUUACUCUGCACACAGCGUUGCCUGUGCUUUAAAAGGAUAUGAGGAUUUCCCCUCACCUUCAGUGUGUGUUUAUAGUCAUUCCUGCUACAGAGUGAUGUACGAUGUCAGAACCAUCUGUGCCCUUAAAGGCUCAUCAGUGAACAUUUCAUGCACCUACUACAGCUUUGGGAUUCCUGAAUCAAUGUUUUGGUUCAGUCCUGAUCGUAGUCAUCAGUGGAAGAGUGACACAGAGCCUGAAGACCUCAGUAAAGACCCCCAGUAUGCGGGUCGUGUCCAGAUCUCUGAAAGCUGGAGUGGACAGUCCUCUCUGAGAAUCUCUGAGCUGAGAGAGAGAGACUCUGCUCAGUAUCACUUCAAAUUUAAAACAGCAUACGUUGAAUGGGGGAACAGCUUUGCUGGUACAACUCUGACUGUCACAGCUCUCCAGGUGAAGGUGAUCAGUGUAACAGUCCACCAGGAUUAUACUGAGGCAGAGCUGAGGUGUCACAGCAGCUGUAGUCCUGCUGGUGGGAUUUCUUAUACCUGGUUGAAGAACGGACAGAAAAUCCCGAGUGCUGAAAACUCUUCUCAUAGAGAUCGGCUUUAUCCAGGAGACUUUAUGUCUUGUGCUUCAAAAGGACUUGAAAAUUACGCCUCACCCUCUGUGUAUGCUCUGAAGACUCCCUCUGUGUGGGUGAGUCCUGUGGAUGAAAUAACAGAGGGCAGUUCAGUCACUCUGACCUGUAGCAGUGAUGCUAACAGAGCAGCUAAAUACACCUGGUACAGGAAGAACCAAACCCUGUCCAGUGAGGGAGCACAGCUUGUCUUCAGCUCCAUCCAGUCCUCUGACUCUGCAGAGUAUCAGUGUGCAGCUGAGAACCAGCUGGGGAGGAGAGAAUCUAAACCCGUCUUUAUCCAUGUCCAAUAUGCUCCAAGGCUUCCCUCUGUAUCAGUGAGUCCCUCUGCUGAGAUAGUGGAGGGCAGUUCAGUGACUCUGACCUGUAGCAGUGAUGCUAACCCAGCAGCUAAUUACACCUGGUACAAGGAGAAUGAAGACUCACCUCUAGCUUCAGGACAGAUCCUCAUAAUCACUUAUUUUAGAGCUGAACACAGUGGGAAUUAUUACUGUGCAGCCCAGAACAUAAUAGGGUGUCAUCACUCCACCGUCACUCUGACUGUUGUUGUGACAGGUAAGAUGUCUACAUACACCUGCGAUCACUAA